Vespa crabro (European hornet) is the source of this 1612-nucleotide messenger RNA. It is a transcript of the gene Syx16, whose product is annotated as syntaxin-16. Gene Ontology annotation, cellular component: membrane; endomembrane system; SNARE complex. The record is from RefSeq and is a predicted model, not a curated record. The transcript is spliced from 5 exons. Gene Ontology annotation, molecular function: SNAP receptor activity; SNARE binding. Gene Ontology annotation, biological process: intracellular protein transport; vesicle fusion; vesicle-mediated transport. Bases 146 to 1120 code for a protein of 324 amino acids. NCBI's taxonomy places the organism in Eukaryota, Metazoa, Arthropoda, Insecta, Hymenoptera, Vespidae.
UACGUCACCAAAAUCAGCUGUUUCAUGAUGACGGCCGACUGCUGGAUCGCAACGAAAUAGUUUUCUCCUUCGAUUAAUAAAAAAAUAUAAUGAAUUAAUAAAACUUGUAUAUAAAGUAGUGAUAAAAUUCGAAAAUUUGACAAUUAUGGCUACGAGAAAUUUAACAGAACCUUUUAUUUUAAUGAGAAAUAAUGCUCUCCAAAGCAAACAUAUUUAUGCUGAGCAGAAUUUAUCGGAUAGGACAGCUUUAGUUAGUUCAGAUUCCAUUCCUGCGGAUAAUGUUGAACUUAGAAAUAUAAAUUUGAGUGAUUCAACACCUCCAGUAUGGGCAGAUGCAUUAGAAGAAACACAAUAUAUUCUUAGUAGAUUAAGAAUAAAAAUAGAUAGUUUAAUGGAAUUGCAUGCUAAACAAUUAACUAGACCAACUUUAGAUGAUACAUCACAGGAAGAGAGGCAAAUGGAACAACUAUCUCGAGAAAUAGGACGUGCAUUUGCCAAUGGUUAUCGUCAAGUACAAACCAUAAAAACAGCUGCAAGACACGAAACAAAACCUGCUCAACGACAACUUGCAGUAAAUGCAGUAUUAGCACUUUCUUCUGCCUUGCAAGAUUUGGGAAUACGUUAUAGAUCAGCUCAAAAUCAUUAUUUAACACAGAUUAAAUCAAGGGAAGAAAGAAGUAAUCAAUUUUUUAGCGAAGAUCAAUCUUUUUUAAACAAUAUGGCAUCUGCUUCUUGGUUAAUGGAAUCUAAUGAUGCUAAAACUAAUUACUGGGAAGAAGAUGAACAACGGCAAGAAUCUGUUCUCUUACAAUUAGAAGAUCCAGAAGAAAGGUUAAAAGUAGCUGUAGAAAGAGAACAACAAAUUGGAAGUAUAGUCCAAAGUAUUGCAGACCUAAAGUAUAUAUUUAAGGAUCUAGCAAAUAUGGUACAGGACCAAGGAACUGUUUUAGAUCGGAUUGAUUACAAUAUUGAACAGACACAAGUACAAGUAUCUGAAGGUUACAAACAAUUAAAAAAAGCUGAUUCCUAUCAAAGAGCUAAUAGAAAACUUUAUUGCAUAGUAAUUUUAGCAGCUGCUAUUAUUUUACUUUGUUUCUUAUUUCUCUUAUUAAAGACAUAAAGUACAGUGUUCACACACAUAUGGAUCUUCAUUAGUCUUCAAUAAGUCAUUGUUAUUUAUUAAUAUGUUUUCCAAUUUAAUUGCUUAUAUGUAAAAAAUAUGUAAAAAUAGUGAAAGCGUUACAUUUUCAUAAAAAGAAAUAUUCACCAUAGAAUUGAAAGAAUAUUUUUUAACACAGUAUUUAUAAACUUACAUAUAACAGUUAUUAAAAAAUAAUGAAUUACAGAAGAAUAAUGCAAACUGUGAAUAUUGAUGAUAAUGCUUACAAUGGCCUUUAAAAAAAUAUUAAUGUAUUCCACAUUAUAUCAAUAUAUUUUCAUUCAAUACAUAAAUGUCAGAAAUGUAUGAGAAUGACAUAAAUUUUAUAUGUAUAACAGAACUAGAAAUAAUGUUUUGGAAUUAUAAUAAUUCAGCCCUACAUAUAAUUAUAUUUCCAUCUUGAAUAUUUAAAUAAUUUUACUAUGUUACUGUCAUUCCAUAAAGUAUACAAUU